Messenger RNA from Haemonchus placei, 2964 nucleotides. NCBI's taxonomy places the organism in Eukaryota, Metazoa, Nematoda, Chromadorea, Rhabditida, Trichostrongylidae. The record is from the annotation of a GenBank genome assembly.
GAUUUUCAGCUCGUCGGCAGUCUUCACAGUGGCUAUCUCCAAAUUGAUCUAUUCAACAGCACUGGUGACAGUAUACUCAACAAACCAUUCACUACUCAUUUUCUUGAGGUUUCAGACCAAAAUGUUGAGCACAGCUUAGCCAUACGCAUCAACACUGGAGCCAAGACGUUGUCCUACCGAUUGGAAUCAACACCGGACCAUGUAUGCGAAAUCACAGAAGAUAUUAAUCUACAGGACGCUGAGGUGGUGCCCACACUAGGAGGAGGAGGGAACUCGAUGAUUGGCUGUGUGACGUUGAUUACGGUAGAAGUGGGCUGGGCGACUACGGCGCCUCAUCACGUUAUUCCAAUAGCUUCAAACGAAAUCGAUGAAUGUUCUGAAGCUAACGAAUGCGCUCAUAGAGAUUGUAAUAAAGGUAGAUGUAUCGAACUUGAAGUGGCCACAUGUGACUGUUACGGUACAGAAAAGUCUGGCCCAAAUUGUCGUUACCCCGCUCGAACUGUAUUUGUUAUGAAUAACGAUGACGAAAGUCAGCCAAGUCAUAUACGGUACAUACCGUGGAAUGUGGAUCAGACCAUCAGCCGAAUCACCAUUGACUUCAGAUUCGCGGAACUCGACAACAAGCAAGGUGUUCUGCUAUAUUCCGUUCUCGACGAUGGCUCCAUUGUAAAGCUGUUUGUGGUAGAAGGAAAUGGAAAUUUACUAUUUGACCCUUUUCAGAAACUCGCCCUCCAGAACUCGUCCGUCAGUCUUAGGCUAUCAUCCAUGCUGUUUGGUGGGGCUCCAGCAACAAAUGGUACCCGUGAAUUAGGCAUCACCGCAUGUUUGAAGAAUGUCUACGUUGAUCAUUAUGACAUCAUCUAUAUGAUGUAUGACAAGGACAAGCGAGUAAGCAUCUUACAAAUCCGCUUUCUAGAAGAUCCAGCGCCUUGUGAAAAAUCACAAGAUUACGUGUGUCGCAACGGAGCCACAUGUGAACGUCGUUCUGGGAAUGUGGUCUGCAUUUGCAGACGAGGAUUUGGUGGGAGGUACUGUCAAUUCGUAUCUACUACAAUUUCAGUGCUACAUCCGAGAACUUGUGCCGAAGCUAGGACUUUUCAUGAUGAGUCGUCCGGACCCACUCAGUUGGAUGUGGAUGGCAGCCGUCCGCUCCUUGGCAGUGUAGCCGUUUGUCGCAAUGGCACGACCGUUGUGCCACACGAUAUGCCAAAUGGUACGGUAAUUCGAUCGUCGUAUGAUCCAACUGAUGCAAUGUUCAUCAUUUCAUAUCGCGAUUUCAGCAAUGAAAAGCUUGCGAGACUGAUACAAAAUUCGGGAUCGUGCCAACAACAAGUGUACUAUGUCUGCAGUCAUGCUGCACUCCGGUUUGAAUCAAAAAGGACAUGGUUCCAAGUAGCCGUUGGGAAUCGGACAGUACGGCAGAUUGGNCGUGUACCGGACAGCUGUCCUUGCAUGGAUAUGGGAUGUAUCGAGAACACUGCCGCUGCUCCGAUACGUUUUGCCGAACCCAGGGCUCUACCCGUACGUGAUUGGAAUGGCGAGCCAAUAUCGCUUCAGUUUCGUACUGCUUUACCUUCCGCUACUUUACUCUCUGUCCAAGAGAGCGCUGAGCGAUUCCUAAAAGUGGAACUGAUUAAUGGGCAUAUGAUUCGCGCAUCGCUGUUCAACUCCAGUGCUACAGUUGAGUCGCAGGCAAGGUUGAAUGACACAAAGUGGCAUCUACUGGUACUCGAGAUAGCAAACGAUGAAAUCCGAUUAAGUAUCGAUAAUUCCAAUACGUUCACAGCUAUUUCCGAGACAGCCGUUCCAAAGGGAACACUCCAACUGAACGACGAUGACAGUGGUUUCACUGGCUGUAUUCGGUCUCUCAUUAUUAAUGACGAAGCGAUUGAUGUGCAAGCCAUCGGAAAGGCCAGCUUUGUCGUAGAUGUCCAUCCUUACUGUGACGAUCGAUGUCAUGAAAACUUCUGCCAAAACGCUGCCGAAUGCAUCGAAGAUUUCGCCACAGACUCAGCUGUCUGUCGCUGCCGCUAUCCAAAUGUGCACAGCGGACGGAACUGUGAAAUCGAUAUCAAUCAGAACUCGUCCGUCUCGUUCCACGGUGGUUUUUUGAAGUACGAGCUGUCGCAGAAUGCACUCAUGGAACAGACAGUACUCUCGUUUCGAACUGAUCAAUCCCAAGCUUUGAUUCUGUUCGUCCAUGAUCAUAAUAAUAAUUUUAUGCAGUUGCAUCUUUCUGAAGAAGUGAACCUCACCUUAUCGCUCAACAACGACGAUAUCGUCUCAUCUUGUACGGUACGUGCUCGUGACGGAAGCGAAUUUGGCAACAUGGAAUGGAUCCAGGUAUGUAACCCUUAUCUUAGCGUAAUUUCAGAUAUUGUGAUCAUUCCCGUAGGAUUGAACUCGCCAGCGGAUCCGAAACCGUUCCUAUACACAUUCAUUGGUGGAAUCGAAAGGGAAAACGGUUCGAUGCUGCUUCGUCCGAUAUAUCAAUGUGCCGUCCCAAAUCUGCUGGGCUGCAUGCGAGGUGUUCGAGUCGGUGGCGAAGUGGUCGAUUUACGUCAUACAAUCCAUGAUUCUGGACCGAAUGAUCAGAAUCUCGUCCGGUCUGGUUGUGAUAUGGGAUGUGCGACGUUGGACUGCCGAAACGGUGGACAUUGUUCGGUUGCCUGGCGCGGCGUCGGCGGAAAAGUCGUAUGCGACUGCUCGCGGACGAGUUAUGCUGGACCGCAUUGUACAAUAGAUGAAGGCCUCACAUUUGACUCGAAUGCUCAUUUCACCUUCGAUAUAGGGCGAUUCUUGUCCCGUUACAUUCUGACCCCUCAAAAACUGACGCAAAAGUUGCAAUUUGCAUUUGCUCCAACAUCUCCGUCUCAAACUCAUCAAACUCUUGCCACCGUCUUGUUCAACGAUAAGAGGUAUGCUGUAGACCAACGAAUUAAGAAGGGAAAGGCAACUAUCUAA